Messenger RNA from Diuraphis noxia (Russian wheat aphid), 846 nucleotides. RefSeq lists its product as uncharacterized. NCBI's taxonomy places the organism in Eukaryota, Metazoa, Arthropoda, Insecta, Hemiptera, Aphididae. The record is from RefSeq and is a predicted model, not a curated record.
AUGUUCCUAAUGUUAAUGAUUUCCAGAAAUGCUUUCUCUCCUACAAUUACAAAGUUGGUCGCACCCUACCCUAGCUUGGUGUGGCUGCUUAAUCCUGAACAAAGUAAAGUUUAUUACGAAGUUAUAAGAAGCGUUGAUUCAGAUUCUGGACGUGUUUUUUUCUUGGAUGUUCCUGGUGGAAUAGGAAAAACGUUUUUAAUGAAUCUGUUGCUAGCUAGCGUAAGAAUGCACAAAAAAAUAGCGAUUUCUGUGGCUUCAUCUGGAAUAGUAACUACUUUGUUGGAUGGUGGAAAGACCGCUCACUCUGCUUUUAAACUUCCUAUCAACUUAAAUUUUUCUGAAACUCCUUUAUGCAACAUUUCAAAGCAAAGUGAUGCAGCACAUGUACAUAAGGAAUGCAAGUUAAUUGUUAGGGAUGAAGCUAAAAUGGCUCACAAGGGAGGAAUAGAAGCAUUGGACAUCCAGGACAUCAGGAGUAGUAAUCACCUAAUCGGUGGGAUGACCGUUUUACUGGCUGGGGAUUUCAGGCAAACACUACCUGUUGUUCCUCAGGAACUCGUGCUGAUGAAAGCGUACCAAGGCGAUCCUGAGAUAGAGGAUUUUUCCAACUUACUCCUUAAAAUAGGAAAUGGAGAUUUACAUGAAGAUGAUAAUAGGAAAGCGAACAUUCCAAACAAUUUGUGUACAGUCGUCAAGAAUCUAAAAAGUUUGAGUGAGCAAAUAUAUCAGAAUUUAAUUACUUCACAUUCAGAAAACCUGACUUGGCUUAACGAAAGAGCCAUUCUUACACCAAAGAAUGACACUGCAGCUCAUCAACGAUUCCUUAUUGGACUAGCUUCCUACUGA